AUGACAGACCAAGGACGACAAGAGUUACACGAAACAUUUUCCAGAUAUGGCGCAGGCCACAUCACCUUUCAUGACCACGAUGACAAUACAGCAGACGAUGCUAGCUCAAACAAUGGUGUCCGCUCACUCAUCAAGCCAUUCGUGAUCAAGCAAUGGCUGCACAGAGGUAAACUUGAUGUUGCGGCUGAACAUGCUGGAGGACCCGGACUUGCCCAAUUCAUUCUGACCUUCUUCCCGACAUGGGGCUUGUGGUCGGAAUUCCGUUCCUUUGUAAACGCAUCGGGGACGGACGAUAUCCUCCAAAGAGCUGGAAUUCUUUACAUGAUGGCACUGCUCAUCGGGUAUACUGCCAAUGCGUCUGCCAUCUCCAUUGCAUAUCCCGUCGAAAGUGCAGGAGAGGCUGCAACAACAGAAGGAGUUACAGAGGCCGUUUCGCAUGUCUUAGCCGCGGUACUCGGUGAAAGCGGGACCACGAUGAAGUCGGGACGCGACAUGGCAAUUGUGGCGGCGACAGUCUUCUACCUCUUGGGUCGGGCGCUCCGAAUUGCGUUCCUCCUCAUGUAUGCAGUGACACUACCUCGCUUCCGCACAGCACUGCUCUUUGCCUCUUUGCAUCAGAUCAUCGGAUGGUUGAUCUACUUUCCCCUCCUCUUCGUCCGCUCCAAGACCGCUGUCAUCGUCCUUGCAUCCCUGGGAAUGGCAUGGGAUAUUCUGGCCAGGUACUUAAUUGGACUUAAUAAAGUGCUUGGAAAGCAAAGGAAACUAGCAGACGCGGAGAAAGGCGCAGCAAUGUAUCAACAAAAUGCCGACCCUUCUACACUCACCCAAGAGGACACUGGGCCAAACGUCGUAGUUCAAACCUGUCACAACGCAUUUGACAAGGAACGCGGAGACUCGAUGAAGGGUUCCGUCCCAGCUCUCAAUAUCGAACAUUUCCUUGAGAGAACGGCAGCUUUCGUUGUCAUUGUCCUCGGUGAAAUGGUACUAAGUGUGGUCUAUCAUGCCAAUGCGUCGCAGAUUGGCUUCAACAAGGUCUAUGGCAACGCAAUAUGCGGAUUGAUAAUCGCUUUUAAUUACUGUUGGCUCUAUUUCGACGCAGAAUGCAGUCGCCGCUUCCUCCAUGCCAUCCGCCGCCAUUGGUUCAGCGGACUUACGUUUACAACUCUUCACUUCCCCCUUUGCGCCUCUCUCAUUCUGGUAUCUGCGGCUCUCUCUCGUAUGACCCUAAAUCAGGAUGAAAUCAGCGACGCACUCCGUUGGUACUUCUGUGGGGGACUUGGAACGGCAAUGAUUUGUUUGGGUGCAUUGGGAAUGACGCACCGUGGCCUCGAUCCUAAUGGUACAACUCGUUUGGGACGCCGUGUCCAGCUUGGUAUGCGCACGGCCGUCGGAAUCAUCAUGAUCUGUCUACCCUUGGCUGAUCACCACACUCUUACGCCGCUGAAGCUCGCCGGUAUUUGCGCCGCGCUGUCCAGCUUCUUGGUCAUAGAAGAGACGUACGGCAAGCUCUGCCGUGGCGAGCCCAUUUCAAAGCCUAGCGCAUCCGAGGAGGCAGCUCAGAAGAAUCAAAACGAAGAGUUUAUGGAGGAUGAAAAGCUGGAUGAAGCAAAAACAAAGACAGACUAG
Molecule: messenger RNA, 1626 nt
Organism: Serendipita indica DSM 11827
Lineage: Eukaryota; Fungi; Basidiomycota; Agaricomycetes; Sebacinales; Serendipitaceae
Source: the annotation of a GenBank genome assembly